CAAGUGUGUAAGGUUGAUUUGGGUGUCCAUGAAAGGUUGACAUUUUCAAUAGUUUGGGAACGACAUAGGCGAACGGGAAAGCAGGGCAGAACACCAACGUAAUAACGCAAAGCCUAAGAUGGUAAAACAAAGCCCAAUUUCAUCACUUUCUUAAUCUCCUCGUUACACUCUUUCAGAAAGGCAAACUAGAAUCUUCAUCAUUUCUUUUUUUCCGCUUCGAAUUGCAAAAAUGGGAUUGAUUUCGUUGGUAAAGGAGCUCUUGAUGGCUUUCUUUUUCAUGUGUUCAGUGCAAUUUUGGAGAAUGGCGUUGUUGUGGUCUUUCUCUGUUCUUUUUUCUUAUUACCGAUUGUUCAAGGCUUCCCUAUCACAGUGGCUAGUGUUCAAACCUGUAAUUCUCGAUAAAUGUCCUUUCUUCUCUCAGAAACUCGUGUCCUAUCCCAGGUGCUCCCCUUUCACAAGUAAUUUUAGGCCUGUUUGCGUUGUCACUGGUGCAACGUCUGGCCUGGGAUUAGCUGCUGCUUAUAAACUUUCGAAGGAAGGAUAUGUUGUUGCCAUUGUUGGACGUUCACAACAGCUAUUGUCAGAGACCAUAAGAAAAAUCAAAGAUUCCAAUGAAGAUGCCCACCUCAAAGCUUUUCAGGUGGACAUGUCAUCAAUUGAAUCAAUCAUAAAGUUCAAAAUGUCCUUGCGACAGUGGCUUUUGGAUUCUGAUUUGCACUGCUCACUACAACUACUGAUAAACAAUGCUGGAAUACUUGCAACAUCACCUAGAGUCACAGCUGAGGGCUAUGAUCAGAUGAUUGGUACAAAUUAUAUUGGUGCAUUUGCUUUAACAAAGCUUCUACUACCACUUCUUGAAAGCAGUCCUGUAUCUUCCAAAAUUGUGAAUGUCACAUCCUUUACACAUCGAGCAGUUACUGAUGUGCAGGUUGAUGAGGGAACUGUAUCCGGGAAGAGAUUUUUGAGAUCUAUACAAUAUCCAUAUGCACAAAUAUAUGAGUAUUCUAAAUUAUACCUAAUUCUCUUCUCGAAGGAACUCCACCGACAGCUUUGCCUAAUGGGAAAAUCUCACCAGAUAUUUGUCAAUGUUGCGGAUCCUGGAGUUGUGCAGACAAACCUCAUGCGAGAAGUUCCAACCAUCCUAUCUAGUUUGGCACUACGUGUGUUGAAAUUUCUGCAGCUGUUGCAAUUCCCCGAGUCUGGGGUUGAUUCUAUUAUUGAUGCUGCUCUAGCUCCACCGGGAACAUCAGGGGCUUAUUACUUUGGGGGCAAAGGUAGGACUAUCAACCCUUCAGCACUUUCACAUAACGCCAAAUUAGCACGUGAGCUUUGGGAAAGUACAAGUAAGCUGCUGUCUGUGACCCCUUUUGGUGCUGAGGGAAACAGCUGGUAGCAUUGGUUCGUAUGUCAUGUCGUAUAACAAAGUGAAUAGGUGGCAAUUGCCCAUGUAGAUUGACAAAUGACAACCCAUUCCUCAUACACAGUACUGAGGUUUAUAAUGUAAGAGAUGUUUUAAAAAAGUACAAUAUAAACAAUUCAUGAACCUUCGCCUAGUA
This is a messenger RNA of Vigna angularis (adzuki bean), 1556 nucleotides long. RefSeq lists its product as uncharacterized. The coding region runs from base 230 to 1393 and encodes 387 amino acids. NCBI's taxonomy places the organism in Eukaryota, Viridiplantae, Streptophyta, Magnoliopsida, Fabales, Fabaceae. The record is from RefSeq and is a predicted model, not a curated record. The transcript is spliced from 9 exons.